AGUGGCUUCCAAAAUACAUAACACUUCUAUGCUGGCUUUUCAUGAGAAAACGUGUCUUGUAAAUUUUUUUCAAAACUACAUGUAUAAAUAAGAAUCUCUAGUUUCAUUGUUUCAGAGCAAAGAACAAUGAGGCCUCAAUUUGUGUUGUUUGGUUCUUCCAUUGUUCAAUACAGUUUUCAUCAAGGUUGGGGAGCUACUCUUGCUCACUUGUACGCUCGUAAGGCUGAUAUAGUUUUGCGAGGAUAUGCUGGUUGGAAUUCAAGGCGUGCUCUCAAUGUUGUCGAUAAGGUUUUUCCUAAGAAUGCCCCUAAGCAACCAGAAUUGGUGAUUGUGUACUUUGGUGGUAAUGAUUCUACACCUCUACACAAAAGUGGCAAUGGCCCUCAUGUACCAUUAGAUGAAUACAAAGAAAAUAUGAGGAAGAUUGCUAAACAUAUAAAGAGUUUGUCAGAAAAUAUUCGCAUUAUAUUUCUCAGUACUCCUCCCAUCGAUGAAACAAAAAUACAAAAAUUCAGUGAUGAUGGAAUUCAUCUAACAACUAAGGGGAAUAAAAUAGUGUCAAAUGCAAUAUUGAAAGAACUCAAAGAUGCUGAUUGGAAACCAAGUCUAUAUUGGAAGGAUAUGUCAGCUAAAUUUGAAGAAGAUUCACCAUAUGAUCCAAUUUCUCUCCAUGUAAAGACAACAAAUAUCUCACACGCACCUUUUCCCUAUGCUGGCUCAAAAUUAUAAAAUCCUUUGGAGAAUCACAUAAUAAUAUGCUUCAAUAAAGAGCCUAAGGAAGUAUGCUAUUUUUAAAUUUUAAUUACAUGUUCAAUAAUGAAUGUGUCAUCAUAUUUGACAUGGGUUUUCACCAUGUGAGUAGUGUGAACUUUUUCUCUUGAUUGUAAUUGAGCUGUUUUAUUUAGUGAUAAUAAAUGUUUGUGUUUUGUUUUA
Cicer arietinum (chickpea) is the source of this 933-nucleotide messenger RNA. Its product is annotated as GDSL esterase/lipase WDL1-like. NCBI's taxonomy places the organism in Eukaryota, Viridiplantae, Streptophyta, Magnoliopsida, Fabales, Fabaceae. Gene Ontology annotation, molecular function: hydrolase activity, acting on ester bonds. The record is from RefSeq and is a predicted model, not a curated record.